Helianthus annuus (common sunflower) is the source of this 482-nucleotide messenger RNA. RefSeq lists its product as uncharacterized. The transcript is spliced from 2 exons. The record is from RefSeq and is a predicted model, not a curated record. Bases 5 to 361 code for a protein of 118 amino acids. Lineage: Eukaryota; Viridiplantae; Streptophyta; Magnoliopsida; Asterales; Asteraceae.
UCGCAUGCAUCCUCCCAAUAAUUCCCAUAAUUCCACAACAACCAACCGUUGUUAUCCGGAUGCAAUGGGACGUCGCCAUCUUCUCUACCUUCUCUACACCUCCUUUGCACGCCCGCCCUCCUCUCCUCCCUACUUCAUCGUGCCGCCGCCGCCUCCUCCUCCGCCGCUACUUUUCCGCAAGGGAUACUGCCGCGAAACGAUCAGCCACGAGAGAGCACCGUCGACGUUAGAAGAGUUCAAAAGGUUGGAGGAAGAAAAGGCGGGUCAACGAAUUGGAAACCGGACGGUGGAGAAGGGAAAAGACGGCGACACGGAGGUUGCGGACACUUCAAAGACAGGAGGGUCUCAAAGCACAAAAUGAACAACUUGUUUUUCCUUUCGUGUAGUUUUGGGUGAAUGACGAAUGUAUAUAUUUUAUUUUGGUUUGGUUUGUUGGAUGAAGUAUAAUAAUAGAUCUUAAUGAUAAUGUAUUUUGUGGAUUA